Messenger RNA from Salvia miltiorrhiza (redroot sage), 2137 nucleotides. Its product is annotated as monooxygenase 2-like. Lineage: Eukaryota; Viridiplantae; Streptophyta; Magnoliopsida; Lamiales; Lamiaceae. The transcript is spliced from 7 exons. The record is from RefSeq and is a predicted model, not a curated record. Bases 837 to 2066 code for a protein of 409 amino acids. Gene Ontology annotation, molecular function: FAD binding.
UUUCGAUGUUACGUUCAAGCACGAAGAAUAGGAUCAUUCCUUCAUUAUCCAAGCUCAAAGAUUUCCUCGAAUCUGGUCAUGAAGUGGCCAGACUUUUGAAAAGAUCUGCCUGGUUUUUGACAACAGAUUUGGAUGAAUCCUUAAUGCUGAAUGUGGAAAUCCUCAAGAGCUGCGGUAUACCUAUGGAGCGUAUCCAGCACUUCCUCUAUAUUCGGCCGAGAUGCUUCUUGGUGAAGCCUCAUAUUAUGAGGAAAUCUGUAGACAAGGCCAUAGAAAUUGGGGCAUCUAAGGCUUCUAUCAAUUUCAUUUUUCUUGUUGAUUUAUUUGCCCUUAAGAGUAAGAAGAUGUGGGAAGUGAAGUGGCAAAGUCUCCGCAAUUUGGGAUUUUCUGAUAAUGACAUGCACGUGAUUCUUAGGAAGCAACCAACAGUUUUUGCGGUUUCUGGAAAUAAAAUUAAGAAUGUGAUAGAUCUUCUGGUUGCUACCAGCAAGUACAAUAUGUCCAGCAUUGUCACUUGCCCGUCAGUGCUCGGGUGCAGCAUCGAAAAGAGGCUUGAGCCGCGGCUGCAGAUUCUGAGACUUGUGGAUAGUAGGAAUCUGAUUGCAAAGUAGCCGAGUCUUAAUAGUGUUGCUACAUUCAGAGAUGAUCUUUUCUUUGACAAAUUUAUUAGGCCUUAUUACGAUGAGAUUGGCGAAGAACACAUCACUCGGAGGUACAUGUCGAGGGCCAAAGGAGGUGAAGCUUUUAGCAGCUGCUUGAGGAACUGAACACACAUUCAUCCAAAACUUCCACUUCUCUUCUUCAUCACGCUCCGAUUCUCGGCAACGAAGAGCCAAAUGGAACCCGCGAUCCACGAGCAAGAUAUUUUGAUAGUCGGAGGCGGCAUAGCUGGCCUCACCACAGCUCUCGGACUCCACAGGUUGGGGAUUCGGAGCCUGGUUUUGGAGGCGUCGGAUGGAUUGAGAACCACAGGGUUCGCCCUAACUUUAUGGACGAACGCGUGGAUAGCUCUAGAUGCAGUCGGAAUCGGCGACGCCAUGAGAGCCAAUUCUCUCCCAAUUCAAGGUUUCAAAGUCGGUAGCUUGGAUUCCACCUCUUCUAGUCCAAAGCAAGGCGUUGAGACAGAUUUCAAAUUAGGCAAGUUUGAGAAGAGAUGUGUGAGAAGGAUAGACUUACUAGAGCUUCUAGAGAGAGAAUUGCCACAAGGGAGUGUGAGAUACUCUUCCAAGAUUGUUUGCAUUGAGGAAUCUGGUAACUUCAAAUUAGUGCAUCUUUCAGAUGGCUCUAUUUUCAGAACUAAGGUAUUGCUGGGAUGUGAUGGAGUGAACUCAAUGGUGGCGCAAUGGCUGGGCCUCAAGAGUCCGGUUAGCGCUGCACGAGCAGCGAUCAGAGGCUACGUCGUGUAUCCAGACGGCCACAACUUAGAGCCCAAGAUGUAUGCCUACUUUGGUGGAGGCGUGCGCAUCGGUUUUGUUCCUUGUGAUGACAAUGACAUAUACUGGUUCUGCACUUUCACUCCAUCACUAUUCAAAUAUGAUGAGAGCGAGCGCGAUCCCUCAAAAAUGAAGCAGUUUGUGAUCAGCAAAAUCGGCAGCGCUCGUAAACAUGUGUUGGAUGUGGUGGAGAGGACCGAGCUAGCCAACAUCUCGUCCGCGCAUCUGAAGUUUAGGUCGCCGUGGAACAUUUUGUUCGGAGACAUUGUGAGGAACGGAGUGUGUGUGGCCGGGGACGCCCUGCAUCCGAUGACCCCGGAUCUAGGUCAAGGUGGGUGCUCGGCUAUUGAGGACGCGGUGGUUCUUGCAAGGUGCCUGGGCGGAGCUCUGUCGGAGGAGGGAGACGAGGAGGAUUGCGCGAAGAUGGCAAAGGGGUUGGAGAGGUAUGGGAAGGAGAGGAGGUGGAGAAGCUUUAGUCUUGUGAGCGCAGCUUAUGUUGUUGGUAAGUUGCAAGAGAGUGAUAACAAAGUGGUGAGCUUCUUUAGGAAGAUGUUUUUGUCUAAGUUUACCGUUGAGCCCUUCGUGAGAAUGGCUGACUUUGAUUGUGGGAAGUUGGUUGUUGCUUCUACUUAGGUUUUCGACCACGGCAUUAUACCUACAUAUAUACGAUUGUGUUAUAGUAAAAACUUAAUUUUUCGUAAAAA